Molecule: messenger RNA, 1488 nt
Organism: Coregonus clupeaformis (lake whitefish)
Lineage: Eukaryota; Metazoa; Chordata; Actinopteri; Salmoniformes; Salmonidae
Product: mucin-5AC-like
Exons: 3
Source: RefSeq, a predicted model, not a curated record
ACAACUGAAGCUCCAGCGACAACCACAACUGCAGCACCUACUACUACAAUGACAACUGUAGCUCCUACAACUUCUACAACUGAAUCACCUACUACGACAACUGCAACUUCAGCUCCUACGAUAACCACAACUGCAGCUCCUACUACAACAACUUUAGAUCCUACUACCACUACAACAGAAGCCCCUACAACGACAACUGUAGCUCCUACGACUUCUACAGCUGAAGCACCUACUACAACAACUACAAAUGCAGCUCCUACGACAACCACAACUGCAGCUCCUACUACAACAACUAUAGAUCCUACAACCACUACAACAGUAGCACCUACAACAACAACUGAAGCUCCAACGACAAACACAACACCGACUACAACCAUUACAACAGAAGCACCUAUAACAACAACUGUAGAUUCUAAAACAACAACUGUAGCUCCUACGACCACUACAACAGUAGCACCUACUACAACAACUACAACUGAAGCUCCUACGACAACCACAACUACAGCACCUACUAAUACAAUGACAACUGUAGCUCCUACGACAACCACAACUGCAGCACCUACUACUACAAUGACAACUGUAGCUCCUAUGACUACUACAACUACAACUGAAGCUCCUACGACAACCACAACUGCAGCACCUACUACUACAAUGACAACUGUAGCUCCUACGACAACCACAACUGCAGCACCUACUACUACAAUGUCAACUGUAGCUCCUACGACUUCUACAACAGAAUCACCUACUACGAAAUCUACAACUGUAGCUCCUACCACUUCUACAACUGAAUCACCUACUACGACAAUGACAACUGAAGCUCCAACGACAACCACAUCACCUCCUACAACCAUUACAACAGAAGCACCUAUAACAACAACUGUAGCUUCUACAACAACAACUGUAGCUCCUAUGACCACUACAACAGCAGCACCUACUACUACAACUACAACUGAAGCUCCUACGACAACCACAACAACUACGACAACCACAACUGAAGCACCUACUACUACAAUGACAACUGUAGCUCCUACAACUUCUACAACUGAAUCACCUACUACGACAACUGCAACUUCAGCUCCUACGAUAACCACAACUGCAGCUCCUACUACAACAACUUUAGAUCCUACUACCACUACAACAGAAGCCCCUACAACGACAACUGUAGCUCCUACGACUUCUACAGCUGAAGCACCUACUACAACAACUACAAAUGCAGCUCCUACGACAACCACAACUGCAGCUCCUACUACAACAACUAUAGAUCCUACAACCACUACAACAGUAGCAACUACAACAACAACUGAAGCUCCAACGACAAACACAACACCGACUACAACCAUUACAACAGAAGCACCUAUAACAACAACUGUAGAUUCUAAAACAACAACUGUAGCUCCUACGACCACUACAACAGCAGCGCCUAUUACGACAACUACAACUGAGGCUCCUACAACAACCACAACUGCAUUCCUACUACAACAACUUUAG